AUGCUACAAACCAAGCUCCGAGACCUAGAGUUAGAGAAAACUACAUAUAUGCUUAGGCGCUACAAAUAUAACUUUUUUACGCAAGGAAAUCGAGCAGGGGCACUGCUAGCCGCACAGCGCAAAGCAUGCAACAAUCACUCAAAGAUAGCGUAUGUUCACACAACUUACAAACAGAAACUUACAAACCCACAAGACAUUGUAAAUGCAUUCGCCUCCUACUACAGCACAUUAUAUAACCUUAAAGAGGACCCAGGAACUACAUCGACCCCCGCAAGCGACAUUCAAGACUUCUUGUCUCCCCAAGUUGUCUCCUGA
Molecule: messenger RNA, 315 nt
Organism: Pelobates cultripes (western spadefoot toad)
Lineage: Eukaryota; Metazoa; Chordata; Amphibia; Anura; Pelobatidae
Source: the annotation of a GenBank genome assembly